This is a messenger RNA of Auanema sp. JU1783, 1746 nucleotides long. NCBI's taxonomy places the organism in Eukaryota, Metazoa, Nematoda, Chromadorea, Rhabditida, Rhabditidae. The record is from the annotation of a GenBank genome assembly.
AUGCUUUUGAUAUUUUUGUGGCUUAUACUUCCAAUAUUUGGAGCCAAGAACAUCCCAUCAAACCCUGGCCGGGUAUGUGGCUUCGGGGAUUUUAAUAAUGAUAGGAACACUGACAUCAUUGUACAGCGCGGAGAGAAUUUAACUAUUCUUUUACAAGAAGACAAAAUAUUAACUAUCGAGGAGGGAACUUUCCGUAACUCCUCUUCAUUCCAUGUUGGGCAUCGGAUCGUAGAAUGUUCGUUGGGAGACUUCAACGGUGAUUCAAGACUCGAUGUUCUGGUUUCAUCAAAGCAUGAUGAUGAAUAUAAACACUCUGUUUGGUUUGGUAGUGACUCCGGGUAUUAUGAGGUAGUGCUCGACCUUCUGCAAGCUCAAGCCAUGGCCAUUGAUAUUGAUGGUGAUGGUUUCCAUGACGUGUUCGGUUUCUAUCAAAACGGUUCAAUGUAUUGCCAAAAGUUUGAUAAAUCAGGCUCAAAAGACGAAAGUUGCUCCAAGUUAUUUUCGAAGUUCGAACCAAUCAAAGCUUAUGAGGGCAUUCCUCAUUUAUAUGUUGACAUUUUUGGUGGAGACCUUCUUGCUGAGAUUGUACUCAUGCUCGAUAAGGAUGGGUACCUGGACAUGCAAGUAUGGAGAAGAUACAAAAAUGGCUGGCAAAUAUCACCAAGCUCCAUUCCUUCACUGGGGUCUUCUCCUAUUUUUGAGUAUGUCGGUGCUCCUAUUCCUGCCGAUUUUGAUGCCGACGGUCUUAUGGAACUGUUGGUACCAAUUUGUGAAUCAAGAGAUUGCUCGAAAGUCAGUGAAGUCUACAUUUGGCAAUCGGGAAAGAACUGGACAAAGCAUCCAUUGGAUAUAUCCGAUUUAACGAUCGUCUCGGAUAAGAAUAGUAAAGUGUUGUUCCGCGUUGGUGAUUUCUCUAUGGAUGGAUAUCCAGAUCUUCUGGUUACUGCUAUUGAGAAAGGAAAGAACCCCUUGCCUCGCGUUUUGGAGAACCAAGCAUGUUCUAAUUGUGAGAAGAAUGGAACCAAAAAAUUCGAAGUGAAAAAACCUCUUUUCAUCCAACCGAAGGAUAUCGCUUUAGGGACUAUAACUAUGACUUCUUUCUUCGAUCUGAAGGAAGACGGAAGUCUUGAUAUACUUGUUGAAUACAAUACCACUGAAUGGGAUGAGCUCAGAUUCAGUUUCAUCCCCUGUGAUUACAAAGGAGAUACAACUUUCCUCAAAAUCCAAGUUUUCACUAGUGUUUGCGAUAAGAACUGCAAUCCAGACUCUAACGAAUUAGGUUCUGGGAUUUCAUGGGGUGGUAGUUGUAUGUCUUUCUCCAUGUCCGAUGGUUGGGGAGGAUCUCUCAAAUCAGCAUCAUGUCAACUACCAGCUGUUACUCACAGAUCAUUGAUGGCUCCAUUUGUACUUUUCGGUUUGGGCCGAAGUCCUAACUUUGUUGAUGAGUUGACCAUUGGCGUUCCACGUUAUUCUGCUCGUAUUGCUGGACCUUCCAGACAACAUGUACUGAAGCAGAUUGUUCCCAACUCUCGAUUGAGUAUUAUGCCUCCCAGUGGUGAAGGAACUCAUUGGCUUAACCGCCUGUACGUCACACCUUCUCAGCUCAUUCUCCAGAGUAUCUUAGUGAUUGUCCUAGUAUGUUCCAUUCUGCUCAUGGUAGUUGCUCUAUUGCAUUACCGAGAGAAGAAGGAAGAUCGUAUGGAGAGACAACAACAAUCACAACGAUUCCACUUCGACGCCAUGUAA